AGGCGGCUGAAUAUGGACCAAUACCACCUCAGCGAUGAAAGCUCCCUCCAUUCUGAGAUGCAGCUUCACGAGGUUUCAGGGACUCAGGCUUUGGACUGUAGUGAUACUUUUAGCCAUGAUCUAUGUCCAGAUAUGAGAGACAUGAUUUAUUCAGGAUUAAGCAAUCUGGAUGUGGAUCCCAGCCUUUCGGCCAUGAAUAUGAAUAAUGAUUCCUUGGAGGACAACCUGGACACUUUGUCAUUGUAUUCAGUGAAGGACUGUGAUUCUGCUAAACUCCUUGACGAUUGUGACACAGACUCACGGCCACUCUUGCCUGAAUUAGAGCUUCCUGCCCCUUCAGCACCUAAAGAAGUGGAGCAAGAAGGCAGAUCCAGUUCUGGCAGUGGAAAGAAAGGAAAGCACCAGCAAACCUCCCCUCAAGCUCCUUUCCUGGAUUGCAGCCUCUGUGGGAAGGUUUUCAGUAGCACCAGCUCUCUCAGCAAACAUUAUGUGACUCACAGCCAAGAACGGAAACAUGUCUGUAAGAUAUGCAGCAAAGCGUUUAAGCGGCAGGAUCACCUGAGUGGUCACAUGCUAACACACCAAAAAACAAAGCCAUUCAUUUGCAUUGAACAAGGUUGCAACAAAAGUUACUCGGAUCAUCGGUCGCUGCGCCGGCAUUACGAAAUGCACCAUGGCUUGAGGUUGCUAAAGGAUGACGAGGCUUGUGAGGGCUCCCCACCUCCACAUGAUUCACGCGUCCAGAUAGGACAGAGCGGCAUGAGAACUACAGAGAGGAUGGCUGUUCACCCUGAACCUCAAGCUCCUAAUAAUUCCCUCAUGCCCAACAGAGACUUGCUGAGAUGUAUUGUAAGUAGCUUAGUCACCCAGAAGCUUCCGUCUGCUCCUUCACCCUCUGUGGCUCAAAAUGAAUGUGACUCCAGGGGACCUUUGCAACCUUGCACCUCUGUCUGUGGCCAGAUUUCCUGUGUUCCCACAAGUACUUCUGCACUCACAGAAGCCAGUGGCAAUAAAGUGAUGAAGGAGCUUUAUCCUUGUCAAAAGAAAACAUCCUCCUCCAAUGUGUACACCAUCAUAAAUCCUGGGAAUUUAUCUGUACUUGGACCAGCAGAAAACAUUACAAAUUUGCCAGACAGGCAGCCACAUUCAGAACCUCAGUUUCCUUUAGAAACCACAGCUCUGGAGUAUUGGCCAAACAGUGGUAUACCUCGUUUCCCAUUAUUUAGAGGACAGAAGAUUCCUGUCACCUCUCACCAGUCAAGCAGCAGCUUCCAGUGGAUCCGAAAUGUGCCACCGGCCUGCUCCAAAAGCAAAGGGAAUGGUGUUUAUGUUGCUCAGAUGUCACCUGCUCCGGGUCAAGACGUUUCACAAGGGAUGGUGGGAGCCUCCCGUGCAUUUGACUCUUUGGCACAUAACUUUGAGUGUCCAGAUGUUUUAUCAUUCAGUCCAGCACUCUUAAAGACGCAAGGGGAAAUCCCUGGAGAGCAAAAGUUCAGAGGCUUUGAAAAGAGUUUUAGGCCAGCAACGAGGCUUCCAGAAACUCCAAAGCAUGGCAUGUUGCAGAAGGGUGAGGCCGGGCCGCUCUUCAGGCAGCUCUUCAUGAAAUCCCAGGAAUCCUCUGUGAAUCAGGAUCAGCUACAACUCCAAAGUCACCUGUUCCAGAGGAUCACCAAAUCUCAGCACAUUGUAUCCCACACCCAGCUGUUAGCUCCAUCACAGCUGGCAGGUGUGGAGACUGAGCAUGUGGCAGCAAAACCACUUCAAGGCAAGUUUCAGCAGCAAACAGAUUUGGUUCACCCAGUUUUGGAAUCCACAGAAAGUGAAGGGUCUCCCUUGUGCAUGAAAAAGGUCUUGACCCAAUUUCAGAAGGACGUCUCAUCCGGCAGUGAGAAAGAAGGGCAACAGCCAGCUGCUACUGUACAACCCUUUCACUCACUUUCCAUACCGUCGGUAAGCACAGACAGCAUUUCUCAUGCAAAGCACACCAGGACCUCGAAAGGAUGCCUGGAGUUCAAAGACCUCUCAAGUCCUAGCCAAUCUGUAAUGUAUGAGAACACUCCAGGAAACCACACUUAUGGGAAGUCAAGGCAGUCGGAGAACAGCUCACCCCCAUCAAGAAAGAAAGAGAAGAUUAAGACUUGUAUCAAAGAAUCAGGUGGCAAAGGGCAUUCUCGCAGUGGUAGACCUCGACGGAAGGAGAAGCCAAAAUUUGAUGUAUCUUCUAUGGCUUCUCCCAGUCAAGUGGCCAUGGCUUCCUUUUCCUUGCCUAGUACCUCAUUUGAUAGUGGGGCCGGAGUGAAACCAAAGCUGACCAUUUUCAACAGAAUUCAGGGUGGAAAUAUCUACAGCUUUACUAAUGCGGUGAAGGAAGAACACUUUUCUCCUGGAUGUGAUAAGAGUGGAGGAGAUCCAGGAGACGGGACUGAGCAUGGAAGCAGUUUUGUUUGCACAACCUGCAGUCAGCUGUUUUAUACCGAGAGGGGCCUGAACAGCCAUAUGUGUUUUUAUAGUGAGCAAUGGCAGUCCCCAUCAGGGAAGGAAAAACAGCAGGCGUAUGAGGCAGAACAUUUACAAGCUCAGAAACUGUCUUUCAAGGCAACAGGGGAUGGAGAUACUCCUCCUGAAACCAAAAGGCCUUCAGAAGAUGUAGCAGUAGCACCUCUUGUAAUCCCUGUCUCAGUACCUGUAAUGGCUACAAACCAGCAGCAAGAGAGCAAAGUUGAUGAGAAGGAAAGCCAGGAUGAUAAGGAUCUCCAGGAAGGCAUACCACAAAAGAAGAGAAAGAGGCGAACUUGUCCGAAAUCGCUUUACAUCCCACCUCCACCACCAGUCUGCAGUGAGAUACAGCCUGGCACUGGAGGAUGCUACCACAGUAACCUUCGCUCACCUGUCUUCCUCAUGGAUCACCUCCUCCAAGACUUAGUCCAUUGCUCCCCUUACACACCUCCUCCAAUGCUUAGCCCCAUUCGCGAGGGCUCAGGGCUAUAUUUCAACACCCUGUGCUCUUCCUCUACAAACACUGCUUCCACCAAAAUGUACACCUCUGUUUUAGAUGGAAUGGAUGGAGCUCUUUUAUUCUCUCUUGUGAAAGAUACCACCAAAAUCAGCAUAGAACCACAUAUUAACAUUGGAAGUCGUUUUCAGGCAGAAAUACCUGAUCUCCAAGACAGAUCAUCCAUAGAAAAUUAUGAACAUCCAGCCUCACUAGUAUGGAAGCCAUGGGGAGAUAUCGCAACCAAUAAGGAAACACAGAAAAGAGUAACAAAUUUGUUAAAAUUGGCCUGCUCCAGUGCGAUGCCAGGGGGAGGGACCAACCUAGAGCUAGCUGUGCAUUGUCUGCAUGAAGCCCAAGGAAAUAUUUUGGAAGCACUGGAGAUGCUGUUACUCCAAGGGCCGCAGAAGUCCCCCGGCCAUCCUCUCACUAACUACCAUUACUCAGGUUCACAUCUGUGGACUCCCGCUGAGAAGCAGUUGUUUAAGAAAGCCUUUGGCUUACACAAAAAGGAUUUUUAUCUCAUACACAGUAAGAUACCAACUAAGACUGUUUCCCAGUGUGUUGAAUACUAUUAUAGCUGGAAAAAAAUACUAAAAUUUGACUGCAGUCGAGCACAAAUGGUAGAAAAGAAGUCCAAGAGAGAGCAGGAUGAGGUAGAGAUGGAUGAAGAAAAGAUUCCCUGCAGCCCAAAGAAAAGGCAUUUUUACCUGCCUAAACAGGAGAACAAGCUAAAGCCAAGGAAUUACAAAAAAGCAGCACAGAGCACCUUCAGCCCAACCAGCACCCAGAAGGAACCUCUAGAUAGGCCCAGAAACACAGGCAGUCAGGGUGUGUUCCCAUGUAAAGAGUGUGCAAGAGUGUUUGACAAGAUAAAAAGCCGGAAUGCUCACAUGAAACGCCAUCGGCUGCAGGAGCAGAUGGAACCGAUGAUAAAGAUUAAGUGGCCCAUAAAGCAUCUAAAAAACGAGCCGAAGAAGGAAGAAAGAAAGUCGGACGUUGACUUCCUCCCGUGGUAACUGGGAAGCUGCCAUUUCAGGGGUUCUGUUAUUUUUUAUUUUAUUAUUUUAUUGGAGGAGGAUGGAGUAGGCCAAUCAAUGAGAAAUCACCAUUGUAUUUAGUGUCUUUUUUGUGAUUGAUGUACACACAACUGCUUUUUGAUUCACUCUGUAGUACUGCAGUGAUCUGUGUUAUUGUUAUUUUGUAUGCACUCAGUGUUGCUUAUUAAAUUGGG
Elgaria multicarinata webbii is the source of this 4226-nucleotide messenger RNA. RefSeq names its product zinc finger protein 541 (gene ZNF541). The transcript is spliced from 16 exons. Gene Ontology annotation, molecular function: transcription corepressor activity. Lineage: Eukaryota; Metazoa; Chordata; Lepidosauria; Squamata; Anguidae. The coding region runs from base 13 to 4011 and encodes 1332 amino acids. Gene Ontology annotation, biological process: regulation of transcription by RNA polymerase II; negative regulation of DNA-templated transcription. The record is from RefSeq and is a predicted model, not a curated record. Gene Ontology annotation, cellular component: histone deacetylase complex; transcription regulator complex.